AUGGCGGACGAGCGCAAGACAUCGAUCAUGGGAGUCGAUUCUCGCGGGGACAAUGUACUAAGAGUCUUGGAUACGGAUGUCCGCAAGAUGAGCGUCAUCAACCCGGAACUCGCUGAGCAAAACAGCAACGCGCGCUCUGCUACUGAUCGCGAGCACAACAUGACGAUCAGACAAUGCUUCCGCCUCUACCCGAAGGCGAUCGCAUUCUCUCUCAUCUUCUCGACGGCGAUCAUCAUGGAAGGUUACGAUACAGCUCUUCUGGGCUCCUUCUACGGAUUUAAGCCAUUCCGCAACAGGUUUGGAGACCAGCCGGAUACAAGUCCGGAUGCGAUGCCGGGUGAUAUGGUGGUGAGCUCCAAGUGGCAGACUUCCAUCGGCGCUGCGGGACAGUGCGGUCAGAUCCUCGGCUUGUAUUGCAACGGUUACAUCUCCGACAAGAUCGGAUACAAGAAGACCAUGUUCGUCUCUCUGAUAGUGAUGAUCGGGAUGAUCUUCAUUCCCUUCUUUUCGACAAACAUCGAAACCUUCUUGGUCGGUGCUGUCAUGCAGGGUAUUCCGUGGGGAGUUUUCCAGACGUUGACGACCACUUAUGCAUCUGAAGUCGCUCCUGUCAAGAUCCGAGCUUACCUUACUACAUAUGUGAACCUGUGCUGGGUGUUCGGUCAACUGAUUGCCGCUGGCAUUCUCAAGGGACUGCUGAAUGGAACCACUCAGUGGGCGUAUAAGAUCCCUUUCGCCAUCCAAUGGGUCUGGCCUCCUCUGAUUCUCAUCGGCUGCUGGUUCGCCCCCGAAUCCCCUUGGUGGCUCGUCCGAAAGGGUCGCCUCGAGGACGCCAAGAAGUCCCUUCUCCGUCUCACGUCCCAAGGCUCCGGUGUGGACUUCAACGUCCACGACCAAGUGAUGAUGAUGAAAGCCACCAACGAGCUCGAGAUUUCCAUGUCGGCCGGUACCCAGUACUGGGAUUGCUUCCGCCGGACCGAUCUGCGCCGGACCGAAAUCUCAUCCGUCGCCUGGCUCGCGCAAGCCUUCUGCGGCGCCGUCCUGAUCGGCUUCGCCGUCCAAGUCUACGAACGCGCAGGCCUCGACGACUCUCACGCCUUCUCUCUCAACAUCGGCCAAUCCGGCAUGGGCGCCGUGGGGACGAUCCUGUCGUGGUUCCUCAUGCAGCACGUCGGGCGCCGCAAGAUCUACCUCUACGGCCUGGGAGGCAUGUUCGCCAUCCUCCUCACCAUCGGCGGUCUCGGCUUCGCCGACCCGCGCAACACCCGCGCAUCCUGGGGCGUCGGCUCCCUCCUCAUGGUGUACACCUUCGUCUACGACCUCACCGUCGGCCCCGUCUGCUACUGCCUGGUGGCCGAGAUCCCGUCCACGCGCCUCAAGAUCAAGACGGUCGUGCUGGCCCGCAACUUCUACAACAUCGGCGGCAUCAUCAACAACGCGAUCGUGCCGCCCAUGCUCGGCGUCAAUGCGUGGAACUGGGGUCCGAAAUCGGGUCUCUUCUGGGCCGGCUCUUGCGCCCUCCUGUGGACCUGGUCGUACUUCCGUCUGCCGGAGCCCAUGGGCAGGACCUAUGGUGAGCUGGACGUGCUCUUCGAGCACAAGGUCUCGGCCCGCAAGUUUGCGACCACCAGAGUCGACCAGUUUGCCGGUGAGCAGACGGGGCUCUUGGGAGGCGAUACGGAGAGCAUCACAGGCAAGAGUAAUUUCAACGAAAUGGAGUACAAGUCAUGA
This is a messenger RNA of Drepanopeziza brunnea f. sp. 'multigermtubi' MB_m1, 1731 nucleotides long. RefSeq lists its product as uncharacterized. NCBI's taxonomy places the organism in Eukaryota, Fungi, Ascomycota, Leotiomycetes, Helotiales, Drepanopezizaceae. The record is from RefSeq and is a predicted model, not a curated record. Gene Ontology annotation, cellular component: membrane. Gene Ontology annotation, biological process: carbohydrate transport; transmembrane transport. Gene Ontology annotation, molecular function: carbohydrate:proton symporter activity.